Physella acuta is the source of this 1992-nucleotide messenger RNA. RefSeq names its product phosphoserine phosphatase. The record is from RefSeq and is a predicted model, not a curated record. Gene Ontology annotation, molecular function: L-phosphoserine phosphatase activity; magnesium ion binding. Gene Ontology annotation, biological process: dephosphorylation; L-serine biosynthetic process. Gene Ontology annotation, cellular component: cytoplasm. Lineage: Eukaryota; Metazoa; Mollusca; Gastropoda; Physidae.
UUGUUGUGGAUUAUUGGAUGUUCUACAGUAAUUCAGGCCUAUAAAUAGGUGAACGUCACUGUUUGUCGGUCUCUUCAGUUGGUUGUGUCGACUUCUAGAGUUCGUUGUAAGCGGACUUAGUCUUAGAUCUCUUUAUGAAAACUAUUGUAUCUUAGUCUAAUCCGUACGCAAUGCCUCUAGAUUUCUAAUUGCCCAGUAGACAAAACAGAAUUUAUUUUACAAAAGAUAGGCCUACUUCUACUUUUAAAACUUUUCACAUUAUAUUGAGAUUGUCAACCAUGCCUCCUACAAAGGAUCAGCUACAGCGUCUAUGGAGAGAGGCUGAUGCUGUGUGUUUUGACGUAGAUUCAACUGUCAUCAAGGAUGAGGGGCUUGAUGAUCUUGCCAACUUUUGUGGGGUUGGUCCACAAGUUGAAGCAAUGACGUUAAAGGCUAUGGGUGGUGGCAUGACUUUCAGAGAGGCCCUCACACUCCGCCUCAAUAUAGUUCAGCCUAGCCGGGAGAAAGUGGAGGAAUUCAUUGUGACCCACCCAUCUACAUUCAGUCCAAGAAUACUAGAGUUAGUAGCACUACUAAAGUCAAGGAACACUGAAGUAUUUUUAGUCACUGGAGGCUUUCGAAGCAUCAUCACACCAGUAGCCAAUGCACUUGGUAUCCCCCAGGAUCACCUCUUUGCUAACACACUUCUGUUUAAUGAAGACGGCAGCUACGCAGGUUUUGACACAACACAACUGACAUCUGAGUCUGGUGGUAAGGCUCGGGUGGUUCAGCUUAUCAGAGACCAGUACAAAUUUAAGACUGUGCUCUUCAUUGGGGAUGGAGCAACUGACAUGGAAGCUGCACCCCCAGCCGAUGGUUUUAUCGGGUAUGGAGGUAAUGUGGUGAGGGCCAAAGUGAAAGAGAAUUCAGCAUGGUUCAUCACAGACUUCCAGGAACUAAUUGAUCAACUGCAGGAUCCGACAUCUACAACAAAUGGCGGCGCAUGUUGAAAAGAACAAUUUUGAUGUACAAAUUCUCAAGGGUUUUCUGGUGUACUUUUUUAACAUAUUGAGGAUCUACUGUUUAACUAUGCAAGAAAUAAUUCCUCCAGAUGUAUAUAGGAUGAGAUGUUUUCUGAGUGAAAUGUGAUAUGAUAUUUUUUUUAUGGUCAUUUUAAGAAAACAUGAAAUCCUCUUUUUUUUUUCAAAAAGGUUUAACAAUAUUUAGGCAUAGACUUUUUUCACAAUAAGUUAAAGGAACUCUAUUUUUUUAUAAAUGUUUUGAUAAACGUUUAGCUGUUAUUGUAUUCUAAACAAAGACUACACACAAAAUGUGAUAUUUUCAAGGUUGUUAGAAUUACCUUGACCUUGGUCCUGUUUGAUACAGGGUGCUGUAUACAAUUAUUUUUUACCCUCAAGUCUAUCUAACAAAAUUAACCCUAUGCAUCCCGAUAGACUAUUAUCAUUAAACUAUAUUGAUACUUCAUGCAAUUCAUUUUGGCACUUGUCUAUACUGAAUGAUACUGCCAAUACCCAUGUUUUUUUUUUGGUACUGGUAAUUGUAAUGAGAAACCAUGUUAGAACUAUGUCAUGAAGAUAGUAACAUAUGAGACAACAAAAAUAUUCCUAACUGGACUAAGCUUGAUUAUGUAUAGAUCCUAAUGCCUUGAAUGUAAAUUUAGCCAGACAAGCAAUACGCAGACAAAUACUCUACAAAAACUAUUUUUUGAAAUGUAUUUUUUUGCUCAACUAAUUGAAAUUUUGAUGUACAUUUAAUUCAUAAAUAGAUUGAAGUUAUGCUAUGCAUUCCACAAAUGACACAGUUUUUAAAGAGAAGCAAAUGCAGUCAUCCCAAUCACUUUGGGCUGUACUGUAGCUCUGAUCACUCUUGUAUGUUGUUUGGUCUAGACUUGUAAUUGUCAUUUUUUGUCUGUGUAUGUACUAUAUUAGUACAUUAUGUAUUGGUCACAUUAGUUGUUUUAAUAAACUGCCAUUUGAUGGUUGUUUCUUCCAA